GGCACAGCUGGCACAAUCGGGUCGCCCAGCGACCCAGCGCGCCCAGCGUGCCCAGCCCAGCCAUCUCCGCAGAGGUUAUAAGCUGCUCUAUUAUAGCUAGCAUCGUUAAUAUACCUUCACUCUUUCGCUUUUGUUGCAGCUGCACUCUGCUUUUUCUCUUUGUAAAAACUCUGCUUCAACAUUUUUGCCCACUCUGUGGAGUAGAAGUGUCGGCGUAAUCAAUGUACGGCCUUAUGCUUCCCAGUAUAGUUGUUUAUGUGUGAAAAAAGCUAGUAUUUUUCCAGGGGGAAGGAAUAUAUAGUCUUAGGGAAAAAAAAAGUCAACGCAGAUUUUUUUGCGAGUAUUUGAUUGAUUGUCUGAACAUGGGCCUGGGUCUGUUUGUUCCUCCGUUAUCCAGCGCCGCCGCUCGUUAGACGGCCGCAUAUAGUUGAUUGUCUGCCCAUGUGCCCGCGUGACAUUGUCCAGCGAUCUGCUUGGAGUGAGGUUCCCCCUCUCAGCUGAGUCGUAAGGGUCCGCCGUUCAUUAGCCUGGCACAGCGUAAGCAAAGCUGGCAGGUCGGUCCCUAGACAGCCGCAGCCAAUUUGCGCCUGGGGUUCUUUGUACUAGGUUACUUAGGUGACUAGCCUCGGGUCUUUUGCUAUGGAUGGUCUUUAGUGGGCUAGGUCAGCGGGAGCACAGGCGUGCCGGUACAGUCCAGAGCUGCCCCUGGGUCUAUUAAGUUCCUCUGUUAUCCAGCGCCGCCGCUCGUUAGGCGCCCGCAUACAGUUGAUUGAUUGGCUGGAUUGCGUUGCAGAGUGGUUAUAAUUGCAUAUAGAUACACAUGGCGCCACCUCCUGUAAACGCUCCCCGAAGAAAGGUGAAAGCUCGAUGAAAAACGUUCGGACUUCAUUGUUUGAGGACUUGAUCUUUUCAAUUUGAACAACGCAAAAGCGACUAGAUGCCCAAUAGCGAGUAGUAUAGAUUCAGACUCAUGUUGUAGGUCUUUGAAAAACACGAUAAAUUCAAGAUCUCGAAGAUAAUAAUUUAAAAGCCGAAUUGAAAUUUUUCGAUCUUGAACGAAAUCUGACUGAAUUCUCCGAAGAAAUAAUGGUUGGAAAGCGCAAGACUGCUCUCGAGCUGAAGCUCGAGAAGGCUGCUGCCGCUGCCAAGAAGGAACAGGCUGAUGCAGGUGUGGAUAGACUCUUCAGCGAAGACGAUGCUCCCGCUCCAUCGUCGGCCUCUGCUUCAACAAACAGCGUUUCAACGGUGGCACCACCAGCACAAUCAAGUGCGGCUGCGCCGAUAGCGAAAGUCGGGGAAUCCUCUCGCACGCCUAGCGCCACUCGAACGCCAUCGAGAAUGAAACGGGCGACAAAAAAUGCGACGCCAUCCGUUCAAGGUUCGAAGGACACUCUUGAUGAGAAAGUCGAUCCUGACCCACCUGCCAAAGAAGCAAAGAAGGCGGCCGGAAAAAAGAUUGGGAAAAAGGAAAAAGUACCUCCACCUACACGCCGAAGCUUUACAUCUUCACAAUUGCAGUUAUUUCACGUUCACCUUUACGAUAUCAAACAGAAGCAGAACGAAGUGCAACAGGGAACUACAACUACAACUAGAACUACGUACUCCUUACUUCUAUUUUUAUUAAUCAACCACAACUGAAUAGUUCUUGUUCCAGAUCGAUCCUUUCUAUGUCUUAGAUUUCAUACUCAAUUGCAUUUUUUGACAUUCAUUCUAGGAACCUGCGGCCGCCAAAAAAACUGCUAGUAAGAAGGGAAAAGUAACUUGGGCCGACGAUAGCUUGGAAGAGAAACCUCUUGCGACACCAAAGCGCACACUUACCCCCGGUGAUCGUCGGCAAAUGAGAGCUGGAUCAGGCUACACAAACAGCAAAACAAAGUCACCUGGAGGAGCACUCGCGCCACAGCGCGUAUUUGACCUUUUAUUAAUGCUAGCUAUUUAUUGAAAUGUUGUAAAUAAUAGAUGAGUGCUAGUGAAUGAUGAUAAAGUUCAGUAGAUUGAAGAAGAAGAACGAGGUCCAGGUUGAUGAGUAGAAGAAGAUGUGGGACAAUUACUAGGGAUAUAAAUUCAUAGAUUCUCAAGAAUACAUUUUGUUUGCAGAUAAAGAUCGAGGAUGAAGACGAGGAAGGAGUUUUGCAGGGUCGCAGCAGAGAACUCGGGACGCCAUCUUCCGCGUCAAAAAGUGUGGCUUUUCGGGAAGACGUCGAUGUGACGCACAUCGAAGCAGCGGGGAAAUCGCGAGCAGUGAAGAGGAAAAAAGGACUCUCGCCAGUGGAUGAGGUAUCAUUCGAAAAUUCGCUUGUAAUAAAAUAUAUUGUGUUCUUUGUGACGGAGAAUCUGCAAUAGAAGAACUCCUCGAAGAGAGUCACACAUCGCUUACGGUCACGCUUAGCUGUGAAGGUCUAAUAAUCCCUUAGUGUAUUCUUUCAAUAGCGCCACCUGAUUCGAAAUCCUAUUUCUCUUUCAGGACGGCGAAGAUGCGGCCAACGACGGAUCGCCUUUGGUUUUAAGAGGGAGAGGACAGGAGCCAAAGCGGUUGAAGAAAGACGUGUCCUCCCCACUGUUCCAACCGCAGGCAAGUCCUGUUCGCACAGAUUGGUUCCCCGACCGGCAAGGAACGACCCCCAAACAGUAUGCGACGCCGAAGCAGUCUGACCCGUCUCGAGUGGCCAACGCGUCUCCUAGCGAGGCGAAACUGCCUCCAAAACGGAGUUCUCUCCUUUCCCGUGGUGACGGAGCCAUUACACGACUCAUGCUGAAUGAAGAAAACAUCAGCGCGGAUGCGGAAGGCGGGUCAGAUGCCUCAUCAGCGAAGGCACUUAGCGAAGAAGAACGCAGGCACGCAGAGGCGGUUGCGGAUUUGAAGCGGUCAAAUGUGCAGAGGUUCAUGAAUUCGCCCUUCAGAUUGAAGCGGAACAAAGUAACAAAUCAAGCAGAUGCGGUUGGUGUCCCCUCAGGGGCCGGGACUUCUUCUUCUUCCACGGCAAAAGCUGCGUCCUCGACCUCUUCUAGUGACCUGAUACUGGCAAAGAACACGCAGCAGAACAAGCAAUACCUGUUGCCGAUCUUGGACGACGAGCAAAAAGCGCUGCUCGGUCUCUAUAGGACCAUCGAUCAGUUAAUAACGAUGUAUCGGCAACUUCGCUCACGACGCACAGCGAUUGCCGAUCUGCGAAAGAAUGCGGAAAGAUCAUCUGGGCGCCAGUUGACGACCUCGCGAUUGAGAAGAAUACUCUUUGUCGCAAAAGACUUCUUGCGGGCGGAGCGACUCAGCCAGCAUCAGUGGAAUCCACUAAGGGAAGACCCGAUCGUGCUAGAGCACGGUGACGAAGAUGUGCAACUGAGUCAAACAUUAUGCGGAUAUCUUGUUGCCAAAGUCAAGAAGCUCUCCUUGUCGAGUUGAUCAGUUGUACAAAUGUUGUUGAUUCAUUAGGUUUAGGGUGUGAUCAGUCUUAAAGACAAAGAUAGAAAACAAGUAAACAGCUUAUCCUUAUCAUCUACUUGUGUGAAUUCGAAUUUGUUAUUGAAGUAAGUAGAAGAGCAAUAGUCGUAUACGCCGUUCAUCUUCUGAUCCAGACAGCGGAGGGAAGCUGGUUGUGCACCUUGCGGAGGCGGAUCUGUCCACGCGAUGGAGGACUGUAGCAGAGCGUCUGGGCCAAUACGGUCAGAGGGAUGUGCCCCAUGCAGACUUGCCCGAACGUCCGGAGACAGUAGCAGAAGCGGCUGCAAAGGAGAUGAAAAACUUUCUCACACCACAGGCAAGCCCAAGCGCAAGUCCUCGAGGUGGAUCGAUACGCGUUUCGUCAGCCAGCGGAAGGCGACUAAAUAUAUCGGACAAAGCGAAGCACAAGGAAAAGGUAUUUCUUAUAUCUAAACGUGAGAGCACUCACCUUUCGUUCCUUCUUCUUCUUCUAGAUGAGACCUCUGGCGGCAGUAGUGUGGUUUUCCAAGUGCACAAGUAAUUACUUAAGUUAUUAGCCCUAUUCUACUUCCUUACUUGCCCUAUUCUACUUCCUUACUUCCUUACUUCCUUACUUCCUUACUUCCUUGCUUCCUUGCUUCCUUGCUUCCUUACUUCCUUACUUCCUUACUUCCUUACUUCCUUACUUCCUUACUUCCUUACUUCCUUACUUCCUUACUUCCUUACUUCCUUACUUCCUUACUUCCUUACUUCCUUACUUUCUUACUUUCUUACUUUCUUACUUUCUUAUAUAAUAAAGCUCUUCUUGAGUGUGUCGCAACUCUAUCGCACUCGUCGACUCGCUUUCGUUUCAAUAGUUUCGUCUUAGUCUAGUCGCCUCUCGUCUGAGUCCAACGCUGUUGUCUUCGUAUUCUUUCACAACUACCCACAACUACACACACACACAAAACUUAGAAGGUACCUCUUCACGAAACAUGCUGCAGUAGCUACGGAGACUUGACGGAAGUCCACACUACAUUUUAUUUACUCCAUAGAAAUACUGACUUUGAAAAGUCCUAGGUAAAUCUCAUUAAUAUAAAUAUCAAGCGAUACAAUGUUCAUGUUGAUUUCCGUAGUAGCUACUUUCUGACUCUGUGUCUUCUUCUACUAGUUUGUAAUACCGCUCAUGACAUUGACAUCAUAACGUGCAGGCUUGUUUUUACUUCUUUGCUGCUCAUACGAAGUGCAUAUACUUACUAUUCAUCUAGAUUUACUUUCCUCAUCCUUACAUUCAUUCUUUAAAAGCUAUCUUACAUCAAGCCUAACUCUCUACGUGCUUCUCUUUCUUAUGCAAGUACUUCUAUCACAUCAAAAGAGUCUAUUUAUAAAUCCACUCUCUCCAUCUUCCCAGCUUUCCAACACAUCAAUUAGGAAAACGCACAUACAAAACAUGACCUCCACGUUGCAACAGAGCAGAACUCACACCUGUGAUCAGGAUUUUUUUCACCUCUCGUGAAGUAUUUUAAUUUUUUUCAACUAUCUAAGGUCUACAUGCAUACUUACAUUCAUCUUUGACAAAUUGUCUUCAGAUCGCGGGCUGCAUAAAGAAAUUAGAUGCGGAGCGGAGUAAGCUUGAGGAGAAAGUGGACGAGCUGAGCCGGCUUUUGGAGGUGAUGCCUUUAAUUCAGGUGAGCUUCGACCAGCGCGGUCGGCCGGGGUUCAUGAGCUACACCGACUUGUUGCAGGAACUGACGCGGAAUAACAAGAACAAUUUGAGUACGGACACGCUCGCGACGGUGCUAGAGCGCUACUCCGCUGAAGUCCCGGACUGGCUCUCCAUUAAAGUCUCAAACUUUGACGCGGACGUCAAAACAGUUCACGUACGCCAUGACUUCAACUACGGCAACUGGCGACGGGCGACCUCUGAUCAAAGGGAAGUGCACAAACAGCGGAUGCAGUCGAUCGACAAUGAAAAAAAGACAUUAUUCGUCGUCGACUAAACACGUCGUGAAGCAUAGCACUCUAAACGCAAUUCGCACUACUUGUACUUCUCAGAAAUAAGGACGAAGUUGAAGAUAUUUUUCCACGAAGAAAUUAGACCCAUUGUUCUUGAUGUUCUACGCCAGCGUCGGUGCGAACAAAAACUAAGUACUUUAUUU
Messenger RNA from Amoebophrya sp. A25, 5556 nucleotides. NCBI's taxonomy places the organism in Eukaryota, Dinophyceae, Syndiniales, Amoebophryaceae. The record is from the annotation of a GenBank genome assembly.